Messenger RNA from Gregarina niphandrodes, 1692 nucleotides. Its product is annotated as putative phosphate transporter. Gene Ontology annotation, molecular function: phosphate transmembrane transporter activity. The record is from RefSeq and is a predicted model, not a curated record. Gene Ontology annotation, cellular component: membrane. NCBI's taxonomy places the organism in Eukaryota, Apicomplexa, Conoidasida, Eugregarinorida, Gregarinidae. The transcript is spliced from 2 exons. Gene Ontology annotation, biological process: phosphate ion transmembrane transport. Bases 1 to 1692 code for a protein of 563 amino acids.
AUGUUGACGGAAUACACCUGGGCGGUUGUAGUGGGGGCUAUCUUCUGCUUUACCCUUGGCGCUGGCAUGGGAGCGAAUGAUGUAGCGAACAAUUUUGGCACGUCGGUGGGAUCCAGAUCGAUCUCUUUGCGGGGUGCCUUGGUGAUUGCGGCUAUAUUUGAGCUGAUCGGUUCGGUGGGAUUGGGAGCAUCGGUGACGGAUGCUGUUAGGAAGGGUGUGUACUACCCGGAGAGGUUUGGAGAAUUGCCGGACUUCUUGUUGAUUGCGAACUUGACUACUUUAUUAACAGUGACCGUUUGGUUGUUUGUGGCGUCGAGUAUAAAGAUGUCUGUUUCUACAACCCACUCGAUGAUUGGAAGUUUUAUGGGCUGCGGCUUGGCCAUAUCGCCCCAGGCGGUGCAUUGGGCGUACUUGGGUCAAGUUGUGAUUGCGUGGUUUGCGGCUCCGGCUUUAUCCAUGAUUACCGCUGCUUGUUUCUACGUCCUAAUUCGGAAGUUUAUUUUGCGCAAUGGGAAUCCCGUGAGUCGGGGAGAGCUACUGUUACCCUUCCUGGUGUUGUAUGUAUGCGGGAUCAUUGCCAUUUACUUAGUCUUCAACAACCCCGUGGUUAUGAGCAACAAAACAUGUCGGCAAAAGGUAGACGGUAAAAUUGUGGACAUCUCACCAUGUAAACUGACGCAGUGGGUCUCGGCCCAUCUGGGCACGGCCUGGGGUAUCGCUAUUGGCGCCAGUUUCGCGCUGGCCUUGAUUUUCUAUUGGCCGCUGCGUUGGUGGAUCCACCGAAGUAUGAUCAACGAUGAGCGCAUUGCUGAAGACGCCAAGCUCGCCGCUCUCAUGGCGAUGGAGGAAGAUUCCCAAACAGCGAGCAGAGAGAGUGCCCAGAGCGCAGACGAGGACACAGAGGACGGAGAGCAGACGGGUUGCAAGAUCCGAGCGAAACAGGCUCUGGCAAAUGCGCCUUGGAAUCGAGAUAUCCAUGCAGAAGCGGAAGAAGACAACGAGAACGUGCACGAACUGGCGGUCUUGACCGAGAAGUUUGACUGGAGGGGCGAAGCCUACUUCAAAGCCCUUCAGACCGUUAGUGCGGCACUGGCGUGUCUCGUUCAUGGUUCGAACGACGUGAGCAACGCAGCUGCGCCCUUCUCUUCAAUCUACUCAAUUUACAAGGAGGGUGCCUUCCUCGACUCCGUGGCGGUUCCCAUUUGGGUUUUGGUGCUAGGUGGCUCGUCCAUUUCAAUUGGACUUAUGACUUUGGGGUACAAAGUAAUCCAGACAGUGGGUAUUGAGUUACUGCAUAUGAGCGCACCCAAGGGCUUCUCCGUGGAAAUGUCCAUCUUCACCAUCACCAUCAUCUGCUCCUUUCUCGGGUUCAGUAUCAGCUCCACUCAUAUCGGUGUGGGAGCCAUGAUCGGAGUCGGCUUGAUGGAUAGACACAUCGACCCCGAAACUGGCGAGGACAUCACCCAGAAAACACUUGGCUACCUCAACUUCCGCGCUAUCAACUGGCCACUUGCGGGCAAGCUCGCUGUCUCGUGGGUUGGAACUAUCAUCCUCUGUGCUCUCGGCUCCUAUCUCAUCUUUAGCUUUGCCAUUCACUCCCCCACCAAGGUCGCCAGGUUCAUUCCUUGCCUUGGUCAGGUCGUCGACAACCAGUGUGUGACGACGCAAGACCUCUCCCCUUUUUUAGUCUGA